This is a messenger RNA of Serinus canaria (Common canary), 6521 nucleotides long. It is a transcript of the gene TOR1AIP2, whose product is annotated as torsin 1A interacting protein 2. The transcript has 7 exons. Gene Ontology annotation, cellular component: membrane. Gene Ontology annotation, biological process: membrane organization. Gene Ontology annotation, molecular function: ATPase activator activity. The coding region runs from base 2792 to 4327 and encodes 511 amino acids. The record is from RefSeq and is a predicted model, not a curated record. Lineage: Eukaryota; Metazoa; Chordata; Aves; Passeriformes; Fringillidae.
GCCUCCGCUCCCCACCGCGUUACUUUCAAUGUGCGGCCCCUUCGUAGCGCAACAAGGCUGGUUUUGCGUUUCUCGGAGGCAGAAAAGUCUGUAAAAUAAGCACAAAUAGCAGCUGAGUAGCAGAGAAGGGAAAUUUGGAGGUACUUCGGGGAACGUGAGAUCCUGUGGUGUUGAUAGCGUUGCACUACUCUGUUCUUUAGUGUGGGAAUCGUUUUGGUUAAUCAGAUCUGGAAUAUCUCACUAGGCAUUUCACUUUUCUUACCUGUUUGUUCAGAUGCAUUACUGGCAGUAGGGCUUUUUAAAUGUGUUUGAUUGCAUUCUUGAUAAAGCUUUUUUAUCCAGGCAUGUGGUAGAGUUCCUAUGGCUGGAAGUUCUGAAGAUGCAAUUUGAUGGGACUACAAGGUCUCCUCUGGACUCCAUCCCUAGCAGCUCAAGACCAGCUUGGAGACGAGUUGCUAAGCAAAUAGAGACCCUUUUACAAAAGCACAGAAUCACAGAAUUGUUCUGGUUGGAAGGGAUCUCCGGAGAUCAUCCAGUCCAACCCCCCCCAGCCAAGGCAGGGUCAACUGGAGCAAGUAACAGGAACACAUCCAGCCUCUGCUGCACCUGGUGAGAGGUUGAUCAUGACAAGGGAAUGUGCUGAGUCUGCCAUGGCCACUGUCCCCUCCCAGGCUCUGUGGGUGACAGAGGAAGCCACUGUCAGAAAUGAGGUGUAGUAGCCAGCACACCUCGCCUUCUCACCACCUUCCCGACAUGAGCAGCGUUGAUAUUGAUGCCUGUGCACAUGCUGACACCCCAGGUAACAUGGCACACACAUUUUAUUAACCCCUCUGACACUUCCUCUGUGCUCCCUGGGCCAGCAAGUGUUCUUCCAUACAGCAUAAAGAAUUAUUUUUUCCUUCCCAUUUGAGCCCAAACUCUUGCCUGUUUUACAAGUGCCUCCAGUACUAGUUUGGGGGGUGGAUUUAGUCGAAUUAAAACAAACCAAACACAUUAGUCCCAUCCCCCUUUCAGCCCUCUGCUCCCCAGACUGAGUCCCAGCCACUCAGUGCCUCCUCCUUUCCAGCACUGCCUCAUUUGCCUUUCCCUGUGUUUUGUCUCAGCCAUUUGCUGCUGGGCUCCUCUGGGGAUGCCGGGGAAAAGGCAGCAAGCUGAGUUCCAGGGGCAUUGCUGUCUCUGUUCUGCUGCUCCCUGUGCUGCUGCCUUUCCCCUGGUGUGCUCCGUGCUGCUGCUUUCCAUGAAACGUGUCCUAGGCAGGGGGAAUAGGGAAGGGCUUGGAACAUACCCAUGCCUAUACAUGCCACUGUGUAGGCACCACCAGUAAUGGGAAAAAUGCAUAUUUUAUGAUUGGCUUUUUGCAAAUAUUCAAAUGAAUAUUAUAUGUGUUAUGUUAGAAAGUGAUGCUGUAUUAAUUUUCUUAAGUAGUGUGUUAAAUAUAGUUUUGGUUAUAACAUAAUGUUAAAAUAGAAACUACGUUUGUGAGAUAUUUUUUAAGAAAGGAACGAGGUACUCGCACCAGAUAGCAGCCACAGGACACCCAAAUCUUUCAGAGAAAGAAAAUUUAUUGCUCCAUUAUCAGAAAAAAUGAACUUCUUCCUGCCUUGCUCAGUCCUGAAGAUGCCGUCAGGAUUAAGAGUAAGAACCUUACACUGACCAGACAGAAUCCUGUGUUUGAAUGGAAUUUAUGCAUCAUGUAUGAAUUGUAUGAAUAUGCAACAGGCUGUUGCUUUUAAGUGUUAAUCCUCUGCUAACGUGUGUCCUUUUUUGGGCUUAUUUUGCCCAGAAAAAGGUACCUGGAUGUCUGUAACUCUUUGUUUUUAUUGUCUCGUAUUGUCCUAAUCUCAAUUGUUCAAAUUUUUAUUACUCUAAUUAUAUUACUAUUUUUAUAACCAUUUUAGUACUAUUAAACUUUUAAAAUUUCAAAAACAAGUUGUUGGUGUUUUUCACAAGUAAGAACAGGAUUUUUUCUGGAAAAACAUUGCCUAAAUGAGGCCAAGGGCUGACACACACUCUCUGACCUUUCCCUGCUUUGCAGUCUCUCCCCACUUCAGGGGACAGCGGGUGGACUCCGCAUCCCUUUCCCCCCAGGCUGAUGCUGAAGACUUUCCAUGUCACAUCCUCCCCAGCCUCCCUGCACUGGCAACGUGACAUUUCCAGAGGCUGGGCUUUGCUGCCUAUGUGUUCUGGUUACUUUUCUUGUAGCGCCUUUCCUAAAUCAACUUUCAAACCAGUUCCCUCCUUUCACUAUCGUUUCCUUGCUUCAACGAGCAACACUGUUACUGAAUGCAGGAAUCGGCCAGUCAUACAGAGCGCCUGGAAUAAAAGCGCACAGCCACAGAGUAGCGGAAACAGCCAAAAAAAAAAAAUAAAUAAAGGAAGUUAGUGUUUUCUGAAGGCUCCCGAGAAUGACUGCGGGAAGGAAAACUACAUCUCCCAGCAGGCAGCCGAAAGCCAGGGAAGGGCAGGGUUCACCGUCGCGUUUCCAGCGGAGGAUUCAGGGUGUGCGCUGGUGUCCUGCCACCAAAGGGCCUCUGGGACGGAGGGCAAGGGGAAAGACCAGCGCUGGCCUCCUCCUGCCACCUCUUUGCUCCUGAUCGCCGCCCUGACCGGCUCCGAACCUGCCUGGUUUGUGGGCGUGUAGUUGGAAUUGGCCGGACCAGGACGGGAUGGUGGCUGUGAGGAGGGCAGGACUCGGUCAGCCUCCGGAACAGCAGGGAGAUACAGCUCCCUAUGAACGUCGGAGAAAGUGAAACCAAACAGCGCAGAAGCCAGAGCUCCAGGGAAAAGUAAAAUGGAAGAGAAUUCGAGCGUGGACCUGCUUGGAGCUGGACCAGCCCAGGGUGAGGUGGGGAGCACAGCAGAGCGUCCUGUGCACCAAGAGCCCACCCAGGAAACACCUGAGCACCAGGAGGCCACCCAGGAAGCACUUGGGCACCAAGUGACAAGCAGGUGGCCUGAGACAUUCUGCAAACCAGAGGAGGACUCUUCAGUGUGUGAAUCAGCUGGUGAUGGGGGAGAGACAACACUCCUGGGUUCAGCCAGUCCCACACUAGAGGAGAAAUCUGCCCAGGAAGUUGGAGUAUUGCCAGAAGAAUCUGACAAGACAAGAAAAGGUGUCUCAGAAAGACCCCUGAAAAAACAGGACUUGGAUGAAGCUGGGCUGGGCCAUGAGAAUGUGGAAAGCAAAGGAGACAGCCCUGUCCACCAGGAAACACGGGAGCACCAGGAGACAACUGUGCAGUGUGAAAGUCUCUGCAAGGAAGAGAAAGAUUCCUUGUCAACAAGCAAGGCACAGAGCUCUGACAGUGAAAUGACACAUUUGGAUGGGACUGGCGUGGAAGAUGUCCCCAGGGGCCACUUGGCAGAGAAGAGCAGUGCCACUCUCCCAGGCUGGGAGCCAGAGGCACCCAGAGGGCAAGAAACACAGGAGAGCGAGUCCCAAGGCACGUUAAGGAAAAGACCAAAAGGGGACACAGCCCCAAACCCAGAGACUCUGUCUUCCCUGCAGAACAUCACCACCCAAAGCACAGAGCAGGAGAAGGCCAAAAAGUUCCUCCUGUGUAAAGGGCUUUUCAUCGUGGGCCUCACAGUGCUGGGCUUCUGCAUAUUCUGCUUCGGCAGCCCCACCUCCAGCUCCCAGCAGCCCCGCAAGAACCCCACGGUGGAGGCCUUCCUGUCCCAGUUCGACCAGCUGCAGCGCAGCUUCCCGGGCCAGAGCCCCGACCUGUGGCUCCGCGGGCGCAAGUUCCUGCGCAAGCACCUGAACGCGUCCCGGCCCACGCAGCCGGCCAUCAUCAUCCUCACGGCCGCCCGCCGCGGCGAGCGCACCCUGCGCUGCCUCAGCGCCCGCCUGGCCGACUGCUACUCGGCCGCCCUGCACGGCAGCACGGUGCAGAUCGAGGGCAGGGACAAAGCCAGGCUCCACAGCGACCAGGCCAAGCUGCAGGUGGACUCGGAGCUGAGCGCGGCCUUCCAGGCCGGCGGCCGGGCCGCGGUGGUUCACCGCUUCGAGCUGCUGCCCGCCGGGGCCACGCUCAUCUUCUACAAGUACUGCGACCACGAGAGCGCCGCCUUCAAGGAUGUGGCCCUGCUGCUGACGGUGCUGCUGGAGGAGGACGUGCUGGAGAGCCGCAUCAGCCUCCAGCAGGUGGAGGAGAGGGUCCGUGACUUCCUCUGGGCCAAGUUCACCGGCACCGGGAGCCCCGGCUCCUACGACAGCAUGGACUCUGACAAGCUGAGCGGGCUGUGGAGCCGCAUCUCCCACCUGGUCCUACCCAUACACCCGGUGCAGACCAUCGAGGAGGGGGGCUACUGUGCCAAAGCCUAGGGACAAAGGUGGCCAGAGCCCCGAGGAGGGUUGGAAAGAUGGUCCUGGCUGGCUCUGGUUCAGGCAGAGGCACCACCGGUGUUACUUCUCUUCAGUUUGUUUCUUGCAGGUUCCUGGGAAGAGUUUGACAGGUACAAGUUGAUCUGGGACAUUUGGGAAGCUGAGUCCUGGAGGUGAUACACACACUUCCUUCUGGCAGAUGGGAACAGGGGGUGUUUUAGGGUUCCACAGAAGAACAUCAACGUGUGGGGAGGGAGGAGGGAAAACAGGACCUGGCAGGUAGCGUUUCUAUCAAGAAAUAGACAAAUCAUGUUCAUUAUUAGUAUGACAGAAAGAUGCUGUGAUUCAGCAGCUCUUUCAUCUCUCCCUGCCCUCAACUUGCUAAAGUUGUGUACAUCAGUCUCACAAUAUACUUUAUCCAGGGAGCUGCUGGAACACAGGUCAAAUUCCUCAAGGCCCAACAUUUUGAAGGCAUGCUUGAAAAAGAAAAGCAGUUUGCCAGUCAAGCGUGUGACCAGUCAGCCCCAGUAGUGUCCCAUUUGCACAGCCUGACUGACACCAGGCAAAGCCCAGAUACUCAAACCUGCAAUUCAGAGAUCCCCUAAACAUCAAUUACCAGAAAUCCCAGGUUGUCAGCACUUGAACACUACCCUAAUGGCAGGAAUCCCAUGAGGGGAUCCCACGUGCCAAAGAACAAGCUCCAGAACCAGAGAGCAAUGGAACAGUGGCUGUCACCGUGAUAGUGUGAGGUCUCAAGGGAUUAGACAGGUGAAAAAAUGAAUAAUACAAUGUAAUGUAAUGCUUCCUCUCUCUAAAACAAGUCCAGUCAAUCCCUUUGCCACACAAAGGCUGUGACUCUCUCCUCAGGCUGAUGCUUUGGUCCCACACAACAGAUUGUCCUUCACCUGGAUCUCUGGUCUGUAUGCAGGGCUGGCAGCCUGUCCCAGCCUCUCCCCAGGUGACUUCUGAUGAAUGUGGAUGUUAACAUUGGUAUUUCAAACCAUGUAAGCUAGCACACCAGGUCCUUGCCCUCCAAGGGUACAUUUGCCUCCCUGCCAGGCAGAUGGAGCUCUGGCAUCUCCCAAAGCAAGUGGGAGAAGAGCUGGGUUAGCUGGUAAAGACCAAAUCUCUGCCAUUAACACUAAAACCCCUUGACAAAGCAGCUUCGUUUCUUUCCGUGCCUCCUCUUCUGCAUCCUAGGAAGAGAAAUCCAAGCCCUGGAAGCACUGUGGUUUCCCUGCACACUGUGUUUUUGCAGGUGCUGUGGGGCAGGGCAGCCAACUCAGGAACACCUGGAGGGGCAGGUGCAGGUUACAGCAUUUUUUAUAACCCAAGGGCAGCCCCAAGGGCCAGCCCCAAGUGCCUGUGCAGGAGCAGCUGUAGCAGAUGGUGGCCUUGCAGAGCCAGGCUCUGUGUCCAAACCAGAACAAAUCCACAGCACCACAGUGAUUUUUAGCAGCUGCACAUCUGGGUGCUCCUUACAGCAGCUGGACCCUGGUGCUGGAUGGGUCUCCUGCCAACAGUGCCUCGCUCAUCUGCCCCACCAAGGGCUUGGGGAGGUGCAGCCCUGCACCCUAAAAACCACAGCCUGUCUCUUCUUUCCCCCUGCCGUGUGCCUUGACCUGUCCCAGGAGCUUAGUGGCCCUUAACUUGGAGGAGGGGACAAAAUGAAGGAAGAGGGAGGGUUGUUUGUCCAUGUUCUGGCUGAAGAACAGACUUUUUGGUUGGCUGGGGAUGUGAAGACAAGACCACAGGGGUUUUAACUGUGAUAAACACUGGGCUAAAUGUGAGAACCACCCUGCUGGAGCCCAGGGCAUGGUUUGAUACAAGAUACAGCUUGCUUCCUCCUCUCCCUCUUUUCUAUUGCUGUACACUACUUUGGUGAGAGAAAACGCUGCAUCCUGCUCUGCAGGGUGUUGGUGUAAGAACCAGCAGAGCAUUCAUCAUGCUAUGCCAGUAUUUUGGUGGAAAUCUGUAUUUUAAUGUUCUCUCUCUCCAUUUUGCAUACUGUGUUUGCAGUGCAUAGCCCAGGGAUGCAAAGGCAACUCCCCAUUGCUGAAAGUGUCACCCACCUGAGUUCUUCCAAUACAGAGAUAUUUUUAUGGCCUUCUAAAGACAAAUAUCUGCUUGCUUCUGGAACAGGAUUUCUAUUUAAAAAUAAAUGGUGAGAUUGUGAAAGAAGCCAGCAAAGUGA